This is a messenger RNA of Sitophilus oryzae (rice weevil), 1211 nucleotides long. RefSeq lists its product as uncharacterized. NCBI's taxonomy places the organism in Eukaryota, Metazoa, Arthropoda, Insecta, Coleoptera, Curculionidae. The transcript has 4 exons. The coding region runs from base 140 to 634 and encodes 164 amino acids. The record is from RefSeq and is a predicted model, not a curated record.
CACACACACUUCUUGCGUGUAGCUUUGGCAGCGCAAGCGCGAGAAUAACAAUAAGAUUAAAGUUUCUCUCGCCACAAGCACGGAACAAAUUGACCACUUGGUUGUGAUUCUUUGUGACCACCAAGCGCCGUCCUGCAAGAUGAACGCUUUUUACGUCACAGUGUCCAUCCCGUUGCUCCUAGUUCUCGCUGGAUUUAACCACGCUCACGGGCUCACAACUUUCGGCAAAUCAAAUCCACAAAACCAACAACCCAAUAAUCCUUUUGUGAAAGCUAAACAAUGCACGCUACAGACAAAUUGCAGUUUAAUCAAGAACACCACUUGUUUGCGAGGAGUGUGCCUCUGUGGUGAUAAUCAUCCUCCUAACAAUGGAGAGUGCUCGGCUCAAUUGCAAGGUCCUAAUCAUAUAUGUUCGAAAAAUGAGGAUUGCGUAGAUAACGCUGAUUGUAUUCCAAUGAAGGAAGUUAAUAAAGUUCCCAAGGAAAUUUCACAUUUAAGCUUAACUCCAGAUUUGAGCAUUUGCAGAUGUCAAGAAGGGUAUACUGAAAUUGGGGCAACUUGUGGUGGUGAAAAACUGUUGAGCACUGUACCAGUUAUGCUUAUAGCUGUAGUAAUCUUCAAAAUAUUUAAUUAAUUCGAUAAAAUGCCUUUUUUAACUUUAAUAAAAAUCAUAUCAAACGCACAUCUACUAUUGUGUCUUUAAUUUGUAAGCUUUAUAAUAUCAUUUAUCACCCAUACUCCAUAAUUGUUUUUUUGUAAAAAAUCACAAAACGAUUCAGAAUAAAAAAAAAAGAUUUAGAUAUAGGGAAUUCUCAUGAAUGUACUCCUAACAUUAUUCACAUUCUUCUAAAUGCAAUUCACAUUUAUAUAGUGUGUCUUAAUUUUAUAUAAGUCACAGCUGAUAUAAUAUCUAAGAAAUUUUAUAAUAUUACCCAGCUUCUUAUAGAUCACACGUUAUUUUGUAAAUCAAAUUUAUAUUUUAGGCCAUUAAAGUGAUUUAAUCUGUAAAAAUAUAUAUUUGUGUUAUCGUAUAAUAUAGUAACUUUAAUCUUAGGAAAAACGACAGUACAUUUUGCGAAUCUACAAACAAAUAGAUUCAAAUAAUUGGUGAGAAUAAAUAUAACUGUCAAUAUACCAGUGGCGUAUUCAUGGGCGCCGGAAGAAUGAAAUUUAGGGGGGCAAGGUAAAAAUGAAUAAAAAAUUUACAUUUU